AGUGCACGUCCGUCUACUCCGUCUAUCGACAGUUUGCGGCGUCAUCGACGGGCUGGUUUUAAGUCUAGUUUGCCACCUCGUGACCUCAUAGACGAUCAUGUGGACUGGACUUCUUAUCCUCGUACAACACGACCAUUUAAUUGAACCGAGUCCUGUAUUCUCGGAAUUUCCUCUACAGCUACUCACGUCAACUACCUGUAUCAGGUUAUUAUAUAUCUGAUGCAAAGAGGCCACGCUCUCUCUGAACGGCUUCUGAAUGUCGUCAGAGCACCUAAAUCUGUCAUGAAGAAGCCAGUCACAACACCUUGCAUAUCUGUCAUGGAUCGUUCUGAUGGCGAUCAUCCACUAUCUAAGACCCUGCUCACAGGCGCUGUCGUUCGUCUUACCCAGAUCAUUUCAAUGCCGAUCACCUCAUUGCCAGAGCGUCAACAAUGGCAUGAUAUUCCGUUCGAGAUGCCCAACUCGCGGGUGGUCUGUAUUUUGGGAUUCAGUUGUCCGUAUGCUGCCUUCCAGGCCCGGUUCAGAUGUCCUCGAUCAAUCUUGGACGGACCUCUUACAUCACCUAGCGGCGUUACAGCCAGUCACGAGCCAUGAAGUUGAUAAACCAGUAUACCUUCACCCAAUAGAUGGCCUUCCUGAUCUCAGUAGACAGAUUAAGGACAAGGGUGCCUUUCCUGACAAUAUUGGCGGAUUCAGCGAUGUAUUCAAAUGCGUCUGGGUUGGGAAGAAUAUGAGGGUUGCCGUGAAAACGAUCAGAGUUCAAGCUGAUGUUAAAGAUAGAGAGAAGAAGAGUAGGCGACUGUGCAAGGAGGCAACAAUAUGGGCUACCCUGGAAGAUGCACACAUCCUACCGCUGAUUGGACUUACAUGGGGGUUUGGUCCUCUUCCAGCCCUGGUUUGUCCAUGGGUCGAGAACGGUUCGCUGAAUUCUUACCUGGAAUUGCACAAGAAUCUCACUUUGGGGUUGAGAUUCCACAUUCUCCAAGGAUUGGUAUCAGCAGUCUCAUAUCUUCAUUCGAAGGGGGUCGUACAUGGCGACAUCACAGGAUCGAACAUACUUAUUGACAGACAAGGAGAGCCGCUUUUAGCAGAUUUUGGCCUGUCCAUCUUGGGCGUGGAGCUCACAGGAAAUUCAUACCUCACGUCCUGCAAGCCAGGGAAUGUACGAUGGGCUGCGCCAGAGUUAUUGAUCCCUCUUCAAGAUGGAUCUCCGUGCCGUGCGUGUGAAAAGAGCGAUAUUUACUCUGUUGGCUGCGUGAUGAUGCAGGUACUUUCUGGCCGCGUGCCCUACGAAAUUUGGACCGAUUUCAUGGUCAUUAGUGAGAAGUUCAAGGGCGAAGAACCUCCACGACCUCCAGAACCUCCCAUUGAUGACCGCCAUUGGGAAUUCAUGAGACGCUGCUGGCGUAAGAAGCAAGAACGAUUUGUAACAAUCAAGGAUAUAGCCGAAUUCAUCGAAAGGGAGCUAGACGACGCACGGAAGUUUGGGAAGCUGCAAGUAGUUGCCUAGUACAUACUGAGUACUAGUAUCCUUUACUGCAUUCGACUCAUAUCAGUGCUAGUUUAGUUUCGCCGGCAAUCGCGGUGAUAAUAGGCAUGGGAAUAGCACUACUAGCGAGCCGCGGCUUUCCUGACAACUUACAUAAACUGCCUCAACUUUUGAAAUGCUCCAGCCUGAGAAUCAUUCUCGACGACAAAUAUCGCAACAUAUCAUGACGCGUA
Molecule: messenger RNA, 1722 nt
Organism: Suillus bovinus
Lineage: Eukaryota; Fungi; Basidiomycota; Agaricomycetes; Boletales; Suillaceae
Product: kinase-like domain-containing protein
Exons: 11
Coding region: 332-1510 (392 amino acids)
Biological process (GO): protein phosphorylation
Molecular function (GO): protein kinase activity; ATP binding
Source: RefSeq, a predicted model, not a curated record